Messenger RNA from Verruconis gallopava, 1600 nucleotides. RefSeq lists its product as uncharacterized. Gene Ontology annotation, biological process: regulation of autophagy; cellular response to amino acid stimulus; positive regulation of TOR signaling. The transcript has 3 exons. Gene Ontology annotation, cellular component: nucleus; Gtr1-Gtr2 GTPase complex; fungal-type vacuole membrane. The coding region runs from base 91 to 1122 and encodes 343 amino acids. Lineage: Eukaryota; Fungi; Ascomycota; Dothideomycetes; Venturiales; Sympoventuriaceae. Gene Ontology annotation, molecular function: GTP binding; GTPase activity. The record is from RefSeq and is a predicted model, not a curated record.
CGGCAAACCCUCACCUUAGCCACGGGCUCACAUCCCUCCGCUUGAAUUUCGCUUGUUCCUCUGCCCUUCCCAGGCCCACCGAAUCUCCUCAUGAACGUGUCGCGGCGUCAGAAGCAGCGCAAGGUGCUGCUCAUGGGCAAGAGCGGUGCCGGGAAGUCGUCGAUGCGAGCCGUGGUCUUCAGCAAUUACGUCGCCAAAGAUGUUCGCCGUCUGGGUGCCACGAUCGACGUCGAGCACAGCAACAUCAAGUUCAUGGGAAAUCUCAUGUUGAACCUCUGGGACUGUGGUGGACAGGAUGGCUUUGUCGAAAACUACCUCAACAGCCAACGUUCGCAUGUCUUUGGCUCCGUCGCCGUUCUUAUAUUCGUAUUCGACAUCGAAUCUCGUGAGUUUAUGGCGGAUGUUGCCUCGUACCAGAACAUCAUCAUGGCUCUCGAGGAAUUCUCACCCCAAGCCAAGGUAUUUUGUCUCAUUCACAAGAUGGAUCUGGUCCAGAACCGUAUGCGUGCCGAGCUGUUUGAGCAACGGUGCAGUGUCGUGCGAGAAUCUUCACGCCGCUUCGCGGACGGGAUCGAGUUCUAUGCAACGAGCAUCUGGGAUCAAAGCUUGUACAAGGCUUGGACGCAGAUCAUCUAUUAUCUUGUUCCCAACGCGAACCAAAUUGAAAUGAUGCUCCAGCGGCUUGCAGAGCUGAUCGAUGCGAAAGAGAUGAUCCUGUAUGAACGUGUCACAUGUCUUAUGGUAACGAGGGUCACGCGCAGCGAGACUGAGAAUCCGUACACAGACCGUUUCGAGCGCAUCAGCUCCAUCCUGAAGACACACAAGCAAUCCAUGGCAAAACACACUGGUAUUCCUGCUGGCAGUGCCAACUUUGCUGAGCUGCAGAUCAAAGCAUCUGGCUUCAUGUUCUUUAUCACAAGGCUGACGGAGAACACGAAUCUCGCCGGUGUACUCCCGCCGCACGAAGGUCUCUUCAACACCGCGCGCUUGAACAUCACGCUCGCUCGGCCGAAAUUUGCGGAGCUGGAUGUAGGUGUGACAAAAAGAUCGACUGCACAAGCUGUUACCGCGCCACCACCGGAGCCGUCGAGGCAUGCGUCGGAAGAGCACAUGGCGCGAUAGUCAUAGUAUCACACAGCUUUGUAAGUGCAAGGCAGGACGAUUAAUGACGACACGCGGAUACCACUGUACUACUACUACUUUUUUUUUCUAACGAGGAAAGAAUACGAAAUUGAAGUAGACACGGACGUUUGAGAACCCUUAAGCUGCCGACGAGGACGCUUCAGCUUUGCUGCAGUCUUUACACCAUUUCCAAUAGAAACGUAAGGUGCAUUAUGUGACCUAGAAGCUCAGGGGUCGUGCGAGACGAGCAAGCUGUUAUGUGUACCGCCGUUCAUGGGUCAUGGCUCAGCGGAGUUGACCAUCUCACCCAUUGAGUUGCGGCAUGAUCGAUGUGCAAUACUAGAGCUUUGCUUCAGCCUAGCUACAUGUAUAUAUAUACUUACACACACAUAUAUAUAUACAUGAAGCGAAGCCCGGCGACUUGUCACUUUGUGAGGGGACGUUCGUUGAUUAAAUGCAUAAGCCUCACUGCAUCCGU